Molecule: messenger RNA, 2415 nt
Organism: Mobula hypostoma (lesser devil ray)
Lineage: Eukaryota; Metazoa; Chordata; Chondrichthyes; Myliobatiformes; Myliobatidae
Gene: anapc11
Product: APC11 anaphase promoting complex subunit 11 homolog (yeast)
Exons: 2
Coding region: 255-509 (84 amino acids)
Biological process (GO): positive regulation of mitotic metaphase/anaphase transition; anaphase-promoting complex-dependent catabolic process; protein ubiquitination
Cellular component (GO): anaphase-promoting complex; nucleus
Molecular function (GO): zinc ion binding; cullin family protein binding; ubiquitin protein ligase activity
Source: RefSeq, a predicted model, not a curated record
CAUCAGCCAAUCAAGCGGCGAAGAAGAAAUAAAAUGAAACCGAUCAAAAGCUCUCCCAGUGGUACUUCGCAAAUUCUCGUUUCGCAGCAGCCAGUUUAUAAAAAGUCGUUUUAAGAGCUCGACGUCACACGUUUAGCUCAGUAGUCGAAUGUCCAAGCCUCAAAGUGAUUGAACGCUCGGUGUUUCCGAUUCCCCGGUCCGCCGUGCCCACCUUCUCCGAUCCCUGGUUUUUCGUUCCUACCCUGAUCACCGCCAUGCGGGUGAAGGUGAAGCGGUGGAACGCCAUCGCCACUUGGUUUUGGGUGGCAAACGAUGAGAAUUGUGGCAUUUGCCGGACGGCGUUUAAUGGCUGCUGUCCAGACUGUAAAGUUCCUGGAGAUGACUGUCCAUUGGUUUGGGGCCAGUGCUCUCACUGUUUCCACAUGCAUUGUAUCCUGAAAUGGCUGAAUUCUCAGCAAGUACAGCAGCAUUGUCCGAUGUGUCGACAGGAGUGGAAGUUCAAGGAAUGACAAGAUGCUGAAGAAAUUGAGAGAGGAAUCUUGCAAGCUCAUUCAAACCUUGGUUCUCAGAAAAAGAGAAAAGCAAUCAUGAACUUCAGCAUGUUACCAGAAGAUUAAGGCAUACUUAAUAUGUAACAUAAUGUAAAUAUUAGUAAGUUGGAAGAACUAAUCUACAUUAUAGUUGGAAAGACAGAUGAGCAGCUGGAUGCCUGUUUUACAUGAGAAACCAAUGUGAUGUGUUGAUUACCAACUAUAACAAUUUAUGGGCAAUUGAUAAAGUAUUUUGUUUUAUAUAUGUUAUUGUUCUGUGCUUCUUACUUCUCAAAGUUAUGGCUGUAAUUUUAAAAAUAUCAAUUCCUAUAUAAGAAAGCAGGGAAACUGUCAGCUGCACCUUUGCCAAAAUAAUAUGCUGAGGGAGCAAUGUUUAAAAAUAUACAUUCCACAGUUAGCCAAUCUGAUUCUGGUUACAAGGAAUAGAAACAUUGAAAUAUAGAAAACCUACAGCACAAUACAGGCUCUUCGGCCCACAAUGCUGGGUCAAACAUGUACUUAAAUACAAUACACUGCUUUUAGAGUUGUCAUUCAGACCAUCAUCCCUAACUGCUGCAUUCUGAAACCCAGUCAUUUCAAAAUUUUCUUCCCUUUUCAAAAAUGGAUAAGGCUUCUUUCUGUGACAGUGCCUUUUGUGGCUUAACAAUUUCCUCUAUAAAUAACAGCUUAAAUGUAGCUCUGAAUCUGGAACCCCCUGCUAAAGUUAACGGCCAGUGACUUCCUCUUCCUGAUGCAUAGUUCUACCCUCCUGAACUAUUCAUUCAGUUGCCACAUGGAGCUUGUAUUCUGUUUGCAAAAAAAAAAGCUUCUGUGAAGUCCGCAAGUUCUUGAAUACAUAUACUUGCCCAUAUAGAGAGUUGCAAGGGGAAUCUUGAGUUGAUCAUCACCACUGUUCCCAUGCAUGGAAGUCAAUCAUUUAGCUUUCAAUUAUUGUGAAAUAAAGCAAAAGUUUUUGCUACCUUAUGAGUCACAUUAAUAUGAUAUAUUUGAAUCAAAUCAGAUAAUGUAUCAAAGGCACAAGAUUAUUUGGCACAGUGUUAGGUGUGCAGUAUUUAAUUUAUAUAAGUGAAACAUUUACAAUACAUUUCUGGCAGUAACUAGACAAUGGCUAGCAAUUGUUGCUCAAUGAACAUUUCAUGAGUGUUAGAAUUGCUUUCACAAAGUUCUAGAAGUUCAUGCAAAGCUGUCAAGUUAAAACAUCACAUAUUUACAACCUUUACUUGUAGUUUCAUACAAAAAGGAAACGGUUUUGUAUAGUAAUUUAAUUUGCGCAGUCAUGCAACAGUUCCAAAAAUAGCUAAUAUUUUCAAAUAGAUUGCAUGAGGAGGACAAUAUGUAAUAAUUACACAAAGUAUUAUGGGUGCUGGCCAAUAAGUUAUGAAGACAUAAUAAAAAUCAAGUCACAUUUUGCUAUCAAACAAAACCAGAUACAUGAGUUCGAUGGUGUUCCAUUGCAUUGAAAGGAGCCAACUUAUGUUUUAUAAGUGUGGCAUUUUAAACGACAUACUUAGAUAUCUCUCUUCCAGAGGUAUCAUAAGGUGCUUUACUAAAUAGAGAAGAAAGGAAAGGAACCCAAGCAGCAGGCUUGCAAUAAUAUCAGGUAAUAACUUUAAUCAUGGGCAUGUGGCAAUAUUGGAACUAUCCAUUCCAUUAUGAUCUGCCUUAUUUGUAUAAAGAAUAAAUUAUUUUAAGAUUUAUAGUCAAAAGCCUCAAGGAAAUUAAGACUGAAUGGAAAACAGUUUAUAUCACUAUAGAAAUAGAAGAUUGCACUUUUGUUUUCAACCCAAUGAGAGUUAACGUGUAACACACAUAAAAGUUGCUGGUGAACGCAGCAGGCCAGGCAGCAUCUCUAGGAAGAGGUGCA